Coregonus sp. 'balchen' is the source of this 15952-nucleotide messenger RNA. The record is from the annotation of a GenBank genome assembly. Lineage: Eukaryota; Metazoa; Chordata; Actinopteri; Salmoniformes; Salmonidae.
AUGUCCAGGUGUGAGGUUGGUCCAUACUGCAGAGAUAACCCCUGCAGAAACGGUGGACGUUGUAUCGACAGCCUGGAUGGGGCUGUGUGUGAGUGUGAGCCGGAGUUUCAGGGAGAACGGUAAGCAGAAUCCAUUACUCUCAUUAACCAGCUUUCUUCCACUCAGGGUUUGGUAUGACACAUCCAUGAUGUCACACUGUGCCAGAGCUGCAAUAUAUACUGUAUAUAGAUUCUGGAUGUAUGCAUCCCAAAUGGCAUCCUAUUCCCUACAUAGUGCACUACAGAGCUCUGGUCAAAAGUAGUGCACUAUAUGGGGACCAUUUGGGACACACUCCAUAAAUAUGGUGUAUGUGAAUGUGACUCUGGACGGUGUUCUUCUGCCCAGGUGCCUUGGGGACGUAGAUGAGUGUAUGCAGACAGAGAGCCUCUGUUCUAACGGAGGUGUGUGUGUAAACACCUAUGGCUCCUUCAACUGUAGCUGCGUGGUGGGGUUCGCUGGGCGGCAGUGUGAGCUGGAGGUGUUGGUCAGGAACGAGCUGCUGUUCACCAGCUGGUCCAUCGGCCUGGAGGAGCUCCUGGGACUGGCCUUGUUCCUGGUCACCAUCUUCGGCCUGGCGCUGCUCUUUGUAGCCGUCCGGAAGAGGGCCAAACAGGACGGAUCUGAGGAAGAUGAGGUAUGAUAUCUUAGUGUAUCAUAUCUGUUGUCAGUAAGCGUUUGAUUGUAUUUUUUAAUAUAUGACAAAUAAAUGUAAUUUUUGACCUUUGAACCUUGAGGAUGAAGAUGAUAAAGACUUCUUUGGGAGGGCUUACCUGGAGGCCAAGUCCAGCCGGGGAGUCCCAGUCUACUUGGACGUUCCACCACAGAUCCCAGUUAGACCCAUCUCCUACACCCCUAGUUACCCCAGCAACUCACGCCACAACCUGAACAAGGGUUCCUGCGAAGGCCUUGGGUUGGUGGAACCCAUGGAGCACAGCACCUCGCCUGACCCAGACCCCAUGCCCAUCCUGAGGAGAGGGGUGGCAGUGUGCAGUGUGGCUCCCACCCUGCCACGACGCCCGCAUUCUAACACCCCCUCAGAGACUGAGUCCAUCCAGAAACCCUGCUGGGACUACCACUAUGAUGGUGAGAGAGCAGAUGACUGGAGGCUUGGAGUAGUAAAUGAGAAGACACUGUUUUGUCAUUCAUAGUUUUCAAAUUUUUACCUAUCAGCUUUACUUUGAUAACCUGCAAGUAUUUGUAUUGUAAACAACCAAAUUAAAUUGCACAUGAUGUGGCUUUACCUACAGUACAGUAUGAUACCUUUGUGUUAAUGGUGAAUCAAACAAUGUUGUCUUCAUCAGCAUCGUCAAUGAGGUCAUAAGGACUAAGAAGUGAUUGUGUAUGUUUGUCUCUUCCAGAAGAGGAAGUGGAGCUCGAUCCGGUCUCCACUCAUAGAUCUAGGAAAGACCAGGAAAACCAUGGCAGUGCCUCAGAGUUCCUCUGUUCCUACCAGUCAGGAACAGGAGAUGAGAAUGGUAGGUUUCUUUACUCAUCCAAGAUGACAGGGUGAGAAACAUCACAGUGUAAGUACUGGAAUCCAGGCUAAUACAUGUUAUUAGGCAACACCUUCUACCUGUAAUGAUACCUCUGAAUGAGUGUUCUCUCUUACAUCACUUGUCAUUUUUCCACUCUUUUCCUCUAGUCUCAGCUCCAGUUUGGAUUAAAUCUAUGCACAGCCCCAGGUCAGGGUUUAACAGGGGGCACAGUGUAAGUUGUCAUUUACAUUGACGUUGUGGGAAGUUGCCCAACAGUCUUCUGAUUGUCUUCUUAUAGUCUGAUAGUCUCCUGAUAGUCUGACAAUCUCUUGAUAGUCUGCUGAUAGUCUUCUGAUGUAACAUGUAAGUGUAAGAUCGCGUCCUUGUCUUGUCCUGAACUCGUAUGUUAAGUGUAGUUUGUGGCUUCUGUGGUUCCAAUCCAUACCAUUACCAUUUGUUUAUUCUGAAAAAUAUGGUUAGAUUCCUAUGUAUUUAUUUCCACCACCAUUACUCAAUGGAGUAUUAACCAUGUAGUAUUUGUUACAUUUAUUGUGUACUAAUGUUAGAUUUCUCUUGUCACUCCCUCCUUAGCCCUCAUAGGACUUCAAUCACACAGUAUUUACUGUGGAAAAUAAGGUAUAAUUCCUAUCUUAUACUACACUAGUUGUUUCAGUAGAUAGUUGUGUUCAGGGAGUCAGUAUAUAGUUGUGUCCAGGGAGUCAGUAGAUAGUUGUGUUCAGGGAGUCAGUAGAUAGUUGUGUUCAUGGAGUCAGUAUGUAUGUGGUAAGGGAGGUCAGUAGAUAGUUGUGUUCAUGGAGUAAGUAGAUAGUUGUGUUCAGCGGAGUCAGUAUAUAGUGUGUUCAGGGAGUAAGGAGAUAGUUGUGUUCAUGGAGUCAGUAGAUAGUUGUGUCCAGGGAGUCAGUUAGAUAGUGUGUCCAGGAGUCAGUAGCAUAGUUGGUCCAUGGAGUCCAGUAGAUAGUGUGUUCAGGGAGUCAGUAGAUAGUUGGUCCAGGGCAUGGAGUCAGUAGAUAGUUGUGUUCAGGAGUCAGUAGAUAGUUGUGUCCAGGGAGUCAGUAUAUAGUUGUGUCCAGGGAGUCAGUAGAUAGUUGUGUCCAGGGAGUCAGUAGAUAGUUGUGUUCAGGGAGUCAGUAGAUAGUUGUGUUCAUGGAGUCAGUAGAUAGUUCUGUUCAGGGAGUCAGUAGAUAGUUGUGUUCAGGGAGUCAGUAUAUAGUUGUCCCGGAGUCAGUAAUAGUUGUGUCAUGACGUCAGUAGAUAGUUGUGUCAGGAGUCAUAAGAUAGUUGUGCCAGGGAGUCAGUAUAUAGUUGUGUCCGGGUUCAUAGAUAUUUGCCAGGAGUCAGUAAUAGUUUGUUCAGGAGUCAGUAGAUAGUUGUGUUCAUGGUCAGUAGAUUGUUCUGUCAGGAGUCAGUAAUAGUUGUGUUCAGGAUCUAGAUAGUUGUGUUCAGGCAGUCAGUAGAUAGUUGUGUUCAUGUCAUUUAGAUAGUUCUGUUCAGGGACAGGGAGUCAGUAGAUAGUUGUGUUCAGGGAGUCAGUAGAUAGUUGUGUUCAUGGAGUCAGUAUAUACAGUGCCCUCCACUAAUAUUGGCACCCUUGGUAAAUAUGAGCAAAACGGGCUGUGACAUUUUUUUCUUUAUUGUUUAUCCUCUUGGUCUUUCAUUUAAAAUAUUCACAAAAAUCUAACCUUUAAAUAAAGUAAAAUUGAAAGAAAAUGUUUAUUCUUAUCAUAAAACAAAUAUUUUUCUCUAAUAUAUGUGUGCCACAAUUAUUGGCACCCCUUCAUUCAAUACUUUGUGCAACCUCCCUUUGCCAACAUAACAGCUCUGAGUCUUCUCCUAUAAAGUGUAAUGAGGUUAGAGAACACAUGGCAAGGGAUCUGAGACCAUUCCUCCAUACAGAAUCUCUCCAGAUUCUUCAGAUUCCGAGGUCCAUGCUUGUGGACUCUCCUCUUCAGCUCAUCCCACAUGCUUUCUAUGGGGUUUAGGUCAGGGAACUGGGAUGGUCAUGGCAAAACCUUGAUUAUGUGGUCAGUGAACCAUUUUUGUGUUGAUUUUGAGGUGUGCUUUGGAUCAUUGUCCUGCUGGAAGAUCCAACUACGGCCCAGUUUAAGCUUCCUAGCAGAGGCAGUCAGGUUUUGAUGUAAUAUCUGCUGGUACUUGAUGGAGUCCAUGAUACCAUGUAUCCUAACAAUUUGUCCAGGGCCUUUGGAAGAAAAACAGCCCCACAACAUCAAAGAUCCACCACCAUACUUCACAUUGGGGAUGAGGUACUUUAAUGCAUGGCUAUCGUUCUGUCUACGUCAAACCCACCUCUGGUGUUUGUUUCCAAAAAGCUAUAUUUUGGUCUCUUCUGACCAUAGAACCCGGUCCCAUUGAAAGAUCCAGUAACGUUUGGCAAACUGUAGGCGCUUAAGUUUGUUGUUUGAUGACAGCAAAGGCUUUUUUAUGGCAACCCUCCCAAACAACUUGUGGUUAUGUAGGUGGCGUCUGAUCGUAGUUUUGGAGACUUUCUGACCCCAAGACCCAACUAACGUCUGCAAUUCUCCAGCUGUGAUCCUUGGAGAUUUUUUGGCCACUCGACCCAUCCUCCUCACUGUGCGUGGGGUCAAUAUAGACACACAUCCUCUUCCAGGCCGAUUGUUAACAUCUCCAGUUGCUUUAAACUUCUUAAUUAAUGCCCUGAUAGUGGAAAUGGGCAUUUUCAACCGUUGAGCUAUUUUUUUAUAGCCAUUUCCAGAUUUGUGCAGCUCAACAGCCUUUUGUCGCACAUCAUUACUGUAUUCUCGGGUCUUUCCCAUAGUGAUGGAUGACUAUGGGAUCUUGGCCUGUGUGUCACCUCAUAUUUAUACCCUGUGAAACAGGAAGUCAUGGCUUACCACUUAAUUGUUCCUAAUCACUCAGGUGAACUUAAAAAUGUAAAAUAUGAAUGGGAAUAUACUUCAGUUAGAUUUUACUCAUGCAUUUCUAGGGGUGCCAAUAAUUGUGGCACACAUGUUUCGGAGAAAAAUAUUUAUUGCAUUUAUUUCACAUUUAUUUUUUUCAAUCAUUUUUACUUUAACUAAAGGUUCGAUUUUUGUUAAUAUUUUGAAUGAAAGACCAAGAGGAUAAACAGCAAAGAAAUUGUUUCACAUCCCGUUUUGCUCAUAGUUACCAAGGGUGCCAAUAUUAGUAGAGGGCACUGUAGUUGUGUCCAGGGAGUCAGUAGAUAGUUGUGUUCAGGGAGUCAGUAGAUAGUUGUGUUCAUGAAGUCAGUAGAUAGUUGUGUUCAGGGAGUCAGAAGAUAGUUGUGUCCAGGGACUCAAUAGAUAAUUGUGUUCAGGGAGUCAGUAGAUAGUUGUGUUCAGGGAGUCAGAAGAUAGUUGUGUUCAUGGAGUCAGUAUAUAGUUGUGUCCAGGGAGUCAGUAGAUAGUUGUGUUCAUGAAGUCAGUAGAUAGUUGUGUCCAGGGAGUCAGUAGAUAGUUGUGUUCAGGGAGUCAGUAGAUAGUUGUGUCCAGGGAGUCAAUAGAUAGUUGUGUUCAGGGAGUCAGUAGAUAGUUGUGUUCAGGGAGUCAGUAGAUAGUUGUGUCCAGGGAGUCAGUAGAUAGUUGUGUUCAUGGAGUCAGUAGAUAGUUGUGUUCAGGGAGUCAGAAGAUAGUUGUGUCCAGGGAUUCAAUAGAUAGUUGUGUUCAGGGAGUCAGUAGAUAGUUGUGUUCAGGGAGUCAGUAGAUAGUUGUGUUCAGGGAGUCAGUAGAUAGUUGUGUUCAGGGAGUCAGUAUAUAGUUGUGUUCAGGGAGUCAGUAGAUAGUUGUGUUCAGGGAGUCAGUAGAUAGUUGUGUCCAGGGAGUCAGUAGAUAGUUGUGUUCAGGGAGUCAGUAGAUAGUUGUGUUCAGGGAGUCAGUAGAUAGUUGUGUUCAGGGAGUCAGUAGAUAGUUGUGUUCAGGGAGUCAGUAGAUAGUUGUGUUCAUGGAGUCAGUAGAUAGUUGUGUUCAGGGAGUCAGUAGAUAGUUGUGUUCAGGGAGUCAGUAGAUAGUUGUGUCAGGGAGUCAGUAGAUAGUUUGUUCAGGGAGUCAGUAGAUAGUUGUGUUCAGGGGUCAGUAGAUAGUUGUGUUCAUGGGAGUCAGUAUAUAGUUGUGUCCAGGAGUCAGUAGAUAGUUGUGUCCAGGGAGUCAGUAGAUAGUUGUGUUCAGGGAGUCAGUAAUAGUUGUGUUCCAGGGAGUCAGUAGAUAGUUGUUCAUGGAGUCAGUAGAUAGUUGUGUUCAGGGAGUCAGUAGAUAGUUGUGUUCAGGGAGUCAGAAGAUAGUUGUGUUCAUGGAGUCAGUAUAUAGUUGUGUCCAGGAGUCAGUAGAUAAUUGUGUCAGGGAGUCGUAAAGUUUUCAGGGAUCGUAGUAGAUAGUUUGUUCAGGGAGUCAGUAGAUAGUUGUGUUCCAGGAGUCAGAAGAUAGUUGUGUUCAUGGAGUCAGUAUAUAGUUGUGUCCAGGGAGUCAGUAGAUGAUUGUGUUCAGGGAGUCAGUAGAUAGUUGUGUCCAGGGAGUCAGUAGAUAGUUGUGUUCAUGGAGUCAGUAGAUAGUUGUGUUCAGGGAGUCAGAAGAUAGUUGUGUCCAGGGAGUCAAUAGAUAGUUGUGUUCAGGGAGUCAGUAGAUAGAUGUGUUCAGGGAGUCAGUAGAUAGUUUGUGUUCAGGGAGUCAGUAUAUAGUUGUGUUCAGGGAGUCAGUAGAUAGUUGUGUUCAGGGAGUCAGUAGAUAGUUGUGUCCAGGGAGUCAGUAGAUAGUUGUGUUCAGGGAGUCAGUAGAUAGUUGUGUUCAGGGAGUGUAGUCAAGAUAGUUGUGUCCAGGGAGUCAUAGAUAGUUGUGUCAGGGAGUCAGUAGAUAGUUGUGUUCAGGGAGUCAGUAGAUAGUUGUGUUCAGGGAGUCAGUAGAUAGUUGUGUCAUGGAGUCAGUAUGUGUUUGUGUUCAGGGAGUCAGUAGAUAGUUGUGUUCAGGGAGUCAGUAGAUAGUUGUGUUCAGGGUGAGUUUUCAGUAGAUAGUUGUGUUCAGGGCAGUCAGUAUAGUAGUUGUUCAGGGAGUCAGUAGAUAGUUGUGUUCAGUGGAGUCAGUAUAGUUGUGUUCAGGGAGUCAGUAGAUAGUUGUGUUCAGGGAGUCAGUAGAUAGUGUGUUCAGGGAGUCAGUAGAUAGUUGUGUUCAUGGAGUCAGUAGUAGUUGUGUUCAGGGAGUCAGUAGAUAGUUGUGUUCAGGGAGUCAGUAGAUAGUUGUGUUCAGGGAGUCAGUAGAUAGUUGUGUUCAGGGAGUCAGUAGAUAGUUGUGUUCAGGGAGUCAGUAGAUAGUUGUGUUCAGGGAGUCAGUAGAUAGUUGUGUUCAGGGAGUCAGUAGAUAGUUGUUUCAGGGAGUCAGUAGAUAGUUGUGUUCAGGAGUCAGUAAUAGUUGUGUUCAGGGAGUCAGUAGAUAGUUGUGUUCAGGGAGUCAGUAGAUAGUUGUGUUCAGGGAGUCAGUAGAUAGUUGUGUUCAGGGAGUCAGUAGAUAGUUGUUGUUCAGGAGUCAGUAGAUAGUUGUGUUCAGGGAGUCAGUAGAUAGUUGUGUUCAGGGAGUCAGUAGAUAGUUGUGUUCAGGGAGUCAGUAUAUAGUUGUGUUACAGGAGUCAGUAGAUAGUUGUGUUUCAGGGAGUCAGUAGAUAGUUGUGUUCAGGGAGUCAGAUAAGUAGUGUUCAGGAGUCAGUAAUAGUUGUGUCCAGGGAGUUCAGUAGAUAGUUGUGUUCAGGGAGUCAGUAGAUAGUUGUGUUCAGGGAGUCAGUAGAUAGUUGUGUUCAGGGAGUCAGUAGAUAGUGUGUUCAGGGAGUCAGUAGAUAGUUGUGUCAGGGAGUCAGUAGUAGUUGUGUCCAGGGAGUCAGUAUGUAGUUGUGUUCAGGGAGUCAGUAGAUAGUUGUGUUCAGGGAGUCAGUAGAUAGUUGUGUCCAGGGAGUCAGUAGAUAGUUGUGUUCAGGGAGUCAGUAGAUAGUUGUGUUCAGGGAGUCAGUAGAUAGUUGUGUCCAGGGAGUCAUUAGAUAGUUGUGUACAGGGAGUCAGUAGAUAGUUGUGUUCAGGGAGUCAGUAGAUAGUUGUGUUCAGGGAGUCAGUAGAUAGUUGUGUUCAUGGAGUCAGUAUGUAGUUGUGUUCAGGGAGUCAGUAGAUAGUUGUGUUCAGGGAGUCAGUAGAUAGUUGUGUUCAGGGAGUCAGUAGAUAGUUGUGUUCAGGGAGUCAGUAGAUAGUUGUGUUCAGGGAGUCAGUAGAUAGUUGUGUUCAGGGAGUCAGUAUAUAGUUGUGUUCAGGAAGUCAGUAGAUAGUUGUGUUCAGGGAGUCAGUAGAUAGUUGUGUUCAUGGAGUCAGUAGAUAGUUGUGUUCAUGGAGUCAAUAGAUAGUUGUGUUCAGGGAUUCAGUAGAUAGUUGUGUUCAGGGAGUCAGUAGAUAGUUGUGUUCAGGGAGUCAGUAGAUAGUUGUGUUCAGGGAGUCAGUAGAUAGUUGUGUUCAGGGAGUCAGUAGAUAGUUGUGUUCAGGGAGUCAGUAGAUAGUUGUGUUCAGGAGUCAGUAGAUAGUUGUGUUCAGGGAGUCAGUAGAUAGUUUGUGUUCAGGGAGUCAGUAGAUAGUUGUGUUCAGGGAGUCAGUAGAUAGUUGUGUUCAGGGAGUCAGUAUGUAGUUGUGUUCAGGGAGUCAGUAGAUAGUUGUGUUCAGGGAGUCAGUAGAUAGUUGUGUUCAGGGAGUCAGUAGAUAGUUGUGUUCAGGGAGUCAGUAGAUAGUUGUGUUCAGGGAGUCAGUAGAUAGUUGUGUUCAGGGAGUCAGUAUGUAGUUGUGUUCAGGGAGUCAGUAGAUAGUUGUGUUCAGGAGUCAGUAGAUAGUUGUGUUCAGGGAGUCAGUAGAUAGUUGUGUUCAGGGAGUCAGUAGAUAGUUGUGUUCAGGGAGUCAGUAGAUAGUUGUGUUCAGGGAGUCAGUAGAUAGUUGUGUUCAGGGAGUCAGUAGAUAGUUGUGUUCAGGGAGUCAGUAGAUAGUUGUGUUCAGGGAGUCAGUAUAUAGUUGUGUUCAGGGAGUCAGUAGAUAGUGUGUUCAUGGAGGUCAGUAGAUAGUUGUGUUCAGGAGUCAGUAUAUAGUUGUGUUCAGGGAGUCAGUAGAUAGUUGUGUUCAGGGAGUCAGUAGAUAGUUGUGUUCAGGGAGUCAGUAGAUAGUUGUGUUCAGGGAGUCAGUAGAUAGUUGUGUUCAUGGAGUCAGUAUAUAGUUGUGUCCAGGGAGUCAGUAGAUAGUUGUGUUCAGGGAGAGUCAGUAGAUAGUUGUGUUCAGGGAGUCAGUAUAUAGUUAUGUUUCAGGGAGUCAGUAGAUAGUUGUGUUCAGGGAGUCAGUAGAUAGUUGUUUUCAGGGAGUCAGUAGAUAAGUUGUUCAGGGAGUCAGUAGAUAGUUGUGUUCAGGAGUCAGUAGAUAGUUGUUGUUCCAGGGAGUCAGUAGAUAGUUGUGUUCAGGGAGUCCAGUAGAUAGUUUGUUCAGGGAGUCAGUAGAUAGUUGUGUUCAGGAGUCAGUAGAUAGUUGUGUUCAGGGAGGUCAGUAGAUAGUUGUGUUUCAGGGAGUCAGUAUAUAGUUGUGUUCAGGGAGUCAGUAGAUAGUUGUGUUCAGGGAGUCAGUAUAUAGUUGUGUUCAGGGAGUCAGUAGAUAGUUGUGUUCAGGGAGUCAGUAGAUAGUUGUGUUCAGGGAGUCAGUAGAUAGUUGUGUUCAGGGAGUCAGUAGAUAGUUGUGUUCAGGGAGUCAGUAGAUAGUUGUGUUCAGGAGUCAGUAGUAGUUGUGUUCAGGGAGUCAGUAGAUAGUUGUGUUCAGGGAGUCAGUAGAUAGUUGUGUUCAUGGAGUCAGUAGAUAGUUGUGUCCAGGGAGUCAGUAGAUAGUUGUGUUCAGGGAGUCAGUAGAUAGUUGUGUUCAGGGAGUCAGUAGAUAGUUGUGUUCAGGGAGUCAGUAUAUAGUUGUGUCCAGGGAGUCAGUAGAUAGUUGUGUUCAGGGAGUCAGUAGAUAGUUGUGUUCAGGGAGUCAGUAGAUAGUUGUGUUCAGGGAGUCAGUAUAUAGUUGUGUUCAGGGAGUCAGUAGAUAGUUGUGUUCAGGGAGUCAGUAUAUAGUUGUGUUCAGGGAGUCAGGGUCAGGGAGUCAGUAGAUAGUGUGUUCAGGGAAUCAGUAUAUAGUUGUGUUCAGGGAGUCAGUAGAUAGUUGUGUUCAGGGAGUCAGUAUAUAGUUGUGUUCAGGGAGUCAGUAGAUAGUUGUGUUCAGGGAGUCAGUAGAUAGUUGUGUUCAGGGAGUCAGUAGAUAGUUGUGUCCAGGGAGUCAGUAGAUAGUUGUGUUCAGGGAGUCAGUAGAUAGUUUUGUUCAGGGAGUCAGUAUAUAGUUGUGUUCAGGGAGUCAGUAGAUAGUUGUGUUCAGGGAGUCAGUAGAUAGUUGUGUUCAGGGAGUCAGUAGAUAGUUGUGUUCAGGGAGUCAGUAGAUAGUUCUGUUCAGGGAGUCAGUAGAUAGUUGUGUCCAGGGAGUCAGUAGAUAGUUGUGUUCAGGGAGUGAGUAGAUAGUUGUGUUCAGGGAGUCAGUAGAUAGUUGUGUUCAGGGAGUCAGUAGAUAGUUUUGUUCAGGGAGUCAGUAGAUAGUUGUGUUCAUGGAGUCAGUAUAUAGUUGUGUCCAGGGAGUCAGUAUAUAGUUGUGUUUCAUGGAGUCAGUAGAUAGUUGUGUUCAGGGAGUCAGUAGAUAGUUGUGUCCAGGGAGUCAGUAUAUUGUUGUGUUCAGGGAGUCAGUAUAUAGUUGUGUCCAGGGAGUCAGUAUAUAGUUGUGUCAUGGAGUCAGUAGAUAGUUGUGUUCAGGGAGUCAGUAGAUAGUUGUGUCCAGGGAGUCAGUAUAUUGUUGUGUUCAGGGAGUCAGUAUAUAGUUGUGUCCAGGGAGUCAGUAGAUAGUUGUGUCCACGGAGUCAGUAGAUAGUUGUGUUCAGGGAGUCAGUAUAUAGUUGUGUUCAGGGAGUCAGUAGAUAGUUGUGUUCAGGGAGUCAGUAGAUAGUUGUGUUCAGGGAGUCAGUAGAUAGUUGUGUUCAUGGAGUCAGUAUAUAGUUGUGUCCAGGGAGUCAGUAUAUAGUUGUGUUCAUGGAGUCAGUAGAUAGUUGUGUUCAGGGAGUCAGUAGAUAGUUGUGUCCAGGGAGUCAGUAUAUUGUUGUGUUCAGGGAGUCAGUAUAUAGUUGUGUCCAGGGAGUCAGUAUAUAGUUGUGUUCAUGGAGUCAGUAGAUAGUUGUGUUCAGGGAGUCAGUAUAUUGUUGUGUUCAGGGAGUCAGUAUAUAGUUGUGUCCAGGGAGUCAGUAGAUAGUUGUGUCCACGGAGUCAGUAGAUAGUUGUGUUCAGGGAGUCAGUAUAUAGUUGUGUUCAGGGAGUCAGUAGAUAGUUGUGUUCAGGGAGUCAGUAGAUAGUUUUGUUCAGGGAGUCAGUAGAUAGUUGUGUUCAUGGAGUCAGUAUAUAGUUGUGUCCAGGGAGUCAGUAUAUAGUUGUGUUCAUGGAGUCAGUAGAUAGUUGUGUUCAGGGAGUCAGUAGAUAGUUGUGUCCAGGGAGUCAGUAUAUUGUUGUGUUCAGGGAGUCAGUAUAUAGUUGUGUCCAGGGAGUCAGUAUAUAGUUGUGUUCAUGGAGUCAGUAGAUAGUUGUGUUCAGGGAGUCAGUAGAUAGUUGUGUCCAGGGAGUCAGUAUAUUGUUGUGUUCAGGGAGUCAGUAUAUAGUUGUGUCCAGGGAGUCAGUAGAUAGUUGUGUCCACGGAGUCAGUAGAUAGUUGUGUUCAGGGAGUCAGUAUAUAGUUGUGUUCAGGGAGUCAGUAGAUAGUUGUGUUCAGGGAGUCAGUAGAUAGUUGUGUUCAUGGAUUCAGUAGAUAGUUGUGUCCAGGGAGUCAGUAGAUAGUUGUGUUCAGGGAGUCAGUAGAUAGUUGUGUUCAGGGAGUCAGUAGAUAGUUUUGUUCAGGGAGUCAGUAUAUAGUUGUGUUCAGGGAGUCAGUAGAUAGUUGUGUUCAGGGAGUCAGUAGAUAGUUGUGUUCAGGGAGUCAGUAGAUAGUUUUGUUCAGGGAGUCAGUAGAUAUUUGUGUUCAGGGAGUCAGUAGAUAGUUGUGUUCAGGGAGUCAGUAGAUAGUUGUGUUCAGGGAGUCAGUAGAUAGUUCUGUUCAGGGAGUCAGUAGAUAGUUGUGUCCAGGGAGUCAGUAGAUAGUUGUGUUCAGGGAGUGAGUAGAUAGUUGUGUUCAGGGAGUCAGUAGAUAGUUGUGUUCAGGGAGUCAGUAGAUAGUUGUGUUCAGGGAGUCAGUAGAUAGUUGUGUUCAUGGAGUCAGUAUAUAGUUGUGUCCAGGGAGUCAGUAUAUAGUUGUGUUCAUGGAGUCAGUAGAUAGUUGUGUUCAGGGAGUCAGUAGAUAGUUGUGUCCAGGGAGUCAGUAUAUUGUUGUGUUCAGGGAGUCAGUAUAUAGUUGUGUCCAGGGAGUCAGUAGAUAGUUGUGUCCACGGAGUCAGUAGAUAGUUGUGUUCAGGGAGUCAGUAUAUAGUUGUGUUCAGGGAGUCAGUAGAUAGUUGUGUUCAGGGAGUCAGUAGAUAGUUGUGUUCAUGGAUUCAGUAGAUAGUUGUGUCCAGGGAGUCAGUAGAUAGUUGUGUUCAGGGAGUCAGUAGAUAGUUGUGUUCAGGGAGUCAGUAGAUAGUUGUGUUCAGGGAGUCAGUAUAUAGUUGUUUUCAGGGAGUCAGUAGAUAGUUGUGUUCAGGGAGUCAGUAUAUAGUUGUGUUCAGGGAGUCAGUAGAUAGUUUUGUUCAGGGAGUCAGUAGAUAGUUGUGUUCAGGGAGUCAGUAGAUAGUUGUGUUCAGGGAGUCAGUAGAUAGUUGUGUUCAGGGAGUCAGUAGAUAGUUGUGUUCAUGGAGUCAGUAGAUAGUUGUGUUCAGGGAGUCAGCAGAUAGUUGUGUUCAGGGAGUCAGUAGAUAGUUGUGUUCAGGGAGUCAGUAGAUAGUUGUGUUCAGAGAGUCAGUAGAUAGUUGUGUUCAGGGAGUCAGUAUAUAGUUGUGUUCAAGGAGUCAGUAUAUAGUUGUGUUCUAGGUCCCAGUGGUUCUGACUAGGUCCCAGGGGUUCUGACUAGGUCCCAGUGGUUCUGACUAGGUCCCAGGGGUUCUGACUAGGUCCCAAUGGUUCUGACUAGGUCCCAGUGGUUCUGACUAGGUCCCAGGGGUUCUGACUAGGUCCCAGUGGUUCUGACUAGGUCCCAGGGGUUCUGACUAGGUCCAAGUGGUUCUGACUAUGUCCCAGGGGUUCUGAUUAGGUCCCAGUGGUUCUGACUAGGUCCCAGGGGUUCUGACUAGGUCCUAGUGGUUCUGACUAGGUCCCAGGGGUUCAGACUAGGUCCCAGGGGUUCUGACUAGGUCCCAGUGGUUCUGACUAGGUCCCAGUGGUUCUGACUAGGUCCCAGUGGUUCUGACUAGGUCCCAGGGGUUCUGACUAGGUCCCAGUGGUUCUGACUAGGUCCCAGUGGUUCUAACUCGGUCCCAGUGGUUCUGACUAGGUCCCAGUGGUUCUGGCUACAUCAUUACAUGCAGUAUAUGCUCUUUAGUCUGCAUCAGUCUAAUACACUGACUCCCAUGGGUGUUAAUUUGUCUCUUUGUAGUAUAAACUCUUGAUUUUAAACUUGAAAUAUUUUAUUUCUCUCUUCAAAACCCCAGAGGUGAUGUGCUUGUCUUCUUUCCUCUUAUUUCAUGCGUUGUUAGCUUACCAUAGUGAAUGCAGAAUUGCGCUCAGAAAGGACCUUUUAACAUAAUGUGCUGCCUUGUAAAUCAACCCCUCUAUAACAUCUUAAUGUUUAAUGUGCUGUUGAAGGCCUGCGGGUGUCUAAUCUGAUUUAAUACAGAUGAGAUUUCACAAUGAUGUUGAGAAAUCACUAAUUAUUAGAGUGUCACGCACUUUGGUGAUGUAAUUUUACUUCCUUUAUGAUUAUUCAUGUUCUGAAUCAUUCAGUUGGGUCUUUCUCUAACAUAUCAUUAACAUUAUAUCCAAAAAGUUGGAUUUCGUAACCAAAUACAUACCAUAAUACGUACCGAGCUCUGUUGACAGAGCGAAUCCGCUUCUCGCAGUGACUUUUGAGGAUUUUAUAUGCUGUGGUCGUCUUCAAAGUUGUUUCUGCGGGUCGCAAAAAGCUAAAUUAUACAACGGGUGGGUCUAAUACUGGAUGCUGAUUGUUUGAAAAUGCAUUCCAGCCGGUGUCUAUUCCACAAGUUACCACCGGCUAAAUCUAUGACAUUAAAAUGCCUAUUUACUCUGUUCCAUCUGACUGCGCAAUCCACUGUCUCAUCAGCCCAGCCAGGCACUUUAUAAACUUGAUCUCCACUGUAAAAAGUAUCUAGACAUUAUCUCACAUUUCUUUUAGACUAGCAUUUGGUUUUCAGCAGCGGAGAUGUGUAAUGACCUUGCUGUCUGUUUCAAUAUUGAAAUUCAGUAUCCAGCUGUUCUAUGGUAAUGAACAUGGUGUCGGGAGCCGUUUCUCAGCCAGUCGAAAUCAUGAAUCAGCAUCAUUUUUAUGGAUAUAUACAAAGAAAUGUCAGUAGAAAAACACGAAAUGCAGCUAGUUUGCUGUCAUUCCAGCUUCAGUUUGAAAUGAUUGUGUUAGCUGUGUAGUUGGCUAUCUCUUCUGAACAGUGGCCUGGCAAGAGAGCAAAUGUUCUAUGCCAGGCGAAAUCGCACAUCAUUGGCUCAUUGUUAUGGAUGUAUCCCCACCAAAAUCACUAGAAAACAGCUUAAACAAACGCAAAUGCAGCUACUUUGCUGUUAUUCUGGCUAUACUGUUUGACGUGACUGUGUUAGUCAAAGUUUAUUAGCUAGCAAGUAAGGGAUAAGAACGUUGCCAGCCAUCAUGGCAAUGGAACAUUGUGUCCAUAGAUUUAGAAAAAAGAUACUUUACUGUGUCGCGUCUCUGGCAACCGAACCGAUAGAACGAACGACCAGCCGGCUUGGGUAGCAACCCCAGAUUUGUGUCAGGACUACAUCUCGUGGAAGAAAUAGUAUGAAUAAAUUCAUCAAAAUAAUGUUUUAAAAAAUAUAUAUGUCUAUCAAUCAUUAUUGAUAGACACAGUAUGUUGGUAACCCGUUGUAUAAAAGUGAUAAUGCCCUCGAAGCCGGUGUUUGGAGGAUAUAUUGGCACAGUUUGCCUCGACUUCGUCUCGGGCCUAACAACACCCGUGCCAAUAUAUCCUCCAAACACCGGCUUCUCGGGCGUUAUCACUUAAUUAACAUGACACGAGAUGAAUUAACUGUAAAAGGCUUUGAAAAUAAAUGGCUUCCGGUACGCUCAGUGCUCCGUUUCACAGAGAUACACUUGUUUUUCAGAGAAAUCUUAGAAAAAUAACCGGAAUUUUGCAUUAAUAUGACAUGUCAUGUUUCAAAAUCGUUAUCUAUCUUACCUCUAUGUUAUUUUAUGUCCUCCUGAUUCAAGAACAGAUGAUGAGUUCAAUGGUGAGCCUGUCAAAUGGCCAUCAUUCUCUCACAGCAUCCAUCCUAGCUGACACAAUGCUAUUUUCCUGAUUUUUGACCACUUUAUUUUCUCUGGGCUCCAUUCAUUUAGUUACCGUGACCCUAAUCUUUGCCAUCCUACAAGGGUAAAAACUCCAAUAACUUUUGAACAGAUUAUGAUAGAGACAUAAGGUCUAUUCUCCAACAAUGGCCACAGUAACAGGCUACUGAGAUGAUCUAUGAAUGUCUCUAUGUGUAUUUGUGUGUAAAGGAAGACAGACACUGAAAUAAUCUAAUUGUGUACUAAUUAUUAAACUAAAUCACAUCUCAAUGAACAGCGGUGCACAGCUUAUUUGUGCCAAAAUAUGAAUCAUUGGUACAUACUUGUGAUGCUUGUUUUUCACUGAUGACAUUUUCGCCCUGAGCAGGCUAUCACUGGGACACAUCUGAUUGGAUGCCGAGUGCUCAGUGUCCCGUAGACCAGGAACUGUUGCAGUGUAUACUUAUAGAAAAGCCCGCCCUCUCCUGCACUGACUCUGACCCUGAGCUCCUCAACCUGGACUGCUAUGUAGAAGGUAUAGACAUUGAGAGUGACUCCACCAACUGAUUUCCUUUCUCUGGAUCUGGAUGACGUCCACCUACCUGUUAGGCAUCAGGGGCAGUUAUGAUGACUCCAUCCAGACAUAUACUUCACCUGUAGCCAGCAGGAUGAAAGCAUUUACCAGCACCAGCAGCAUCACCUCUACCCCACAGAUCCCACUAAGCUCCAAGGCAGUAACACAGGGGUCAGCAGGGCGCAUAUAGGGACACAACGUGACCCCUUGGACAUGAGCCGUGGACAGGAGCUCAGCGGCAGUGUGCCCGUCUCCCCUACCUCCAGCUCUGAUCUGUCAGGCUUGGGUAAGGGGUCAGAGGUCAGGGGUCAGAGUGACCAGCAGGCUUGUUUGGUUAUCUCACACCCUAACCUCUGGACACAAGGCCUCUGA